AUGGAGAUACAAAUCUUAACAAUUCAGAUUCCUCAAUCGCAGAUAACGGAGGAGUUUCAUGCUGCCUUUGCUGCUCCUAAUCAGCAGCAGCAGCAGCAGCUGCAGCAGCAACAGGACAAUAGUCAGCAGCCCAGCAACAGCAGCAGCACUAAUGGAGCAGUGGCGAACGGUGUAGCUGGGGAAGGAGAAGGAAACAAUUCUACCGAGGAGCAGCAACAGCAGCAACAGCAGCAGCAACAGCAGCAGCAACAAGACAGUCAAUAUCCUCAAGAAACGCCAACUGUCGGCAUAUCUAACCCCAGCACUCCUCGCAGCAGCAGGAGCGACAGCAGCAGCAGCAGCAACAUUAGCAGCAGCAGCAACAUAAGCAUAAACAGCAACAGUAGCAUAGACAGCAACAUAAGCAUAGACAGCAACAUAAGCAUAGACAGCCACAUAAGCAUAAACAGCAACAUAAGCGACAACAGCAACAUAAGCAGCAACAGCAGCAACAGCAGCAACAGCAGCAGCAGCAGCAGCAUAACAGAUGACGGACUAGACAGUAGAUGCUAUGAAGAAUUUAUAUACGAAGGGAUAAAUCAUAGAAUUGAAUUCUGCAGCUCUUUUCUUGGUGAAUCCCCCCACGGUAAUUGUUGGCAAUGGUUCGGGAUCGUAUCCAAGAGACCUGCAGACGAUCCCAAUAUUGAUAGAGACGAUCCCAGGAGAAACGAUCCCAGAAGAGACGAUCCCAGGAGAGACGAUCCCAAUAGAAAUAGAGACGAUCCCAAUAGAGAAAGAGACGAUCCCAAUAGAGAGAGAGGCGAUCCUAAUAGAAGAAUGGACGAUCCCAAUAGAAGAAGAGACGAUCCCAACAUAGAGAGAGACGAUCCCAACAGAGAGAGAGACGAUCCCAAUAGGGAGCAAGACGAUCCCAAUAGGGAGAGAGACGAUCCCAACUUCACAGAAGGCGAUCCCAACUUCACAGAAGGCGAUCCCAACUUCACAGAAGGCGAUCCCAACCAUAUAGGAGACGAUCCCAACAACACAGAGGACGAUCCCAACCGUACAGAAGACUACAGCGAUUCAAGAGACGACGAUCCCAGCACAGAGAGAGACGAUCCCAACAGAGGAAGAGACGAUCCCAACAGAGGAAGAGACGAUCCCAACAGAGGAAGAGACGAUCCCCACAGAAGAAGGGCCGAUCUACACAGAGAUUGGUACGAUCCCAGCGGUACAGGAGACGAUCCCAGGACAAUAGGAGACUAUCCGAGUACAGUAGGAGAUGAUCCCUACCUAACAGGGAGACACGAUCCCAACGUGAUGGGAGACGAUCCCAGCACAUCUGGACACGAUCCCGUUCCCACAGAAGGCGAUCCCGACACCUGGGAGUUCCUUAUCUCUAUGCUUAUUCCUCCUCCUCCUCCCCCUGGCUUCCCCCUAAGGGAGGAGGAGACACAUAUGCCUGCGGUGGCUGUACACCUGAAGGUGCCACACGAUGCAGCAGCAGCAGCAGCAGCAACAAACAGCAUAAGAGAAGCACGAGCACAUCUAAGUAUGCAGAGACGUCUUGUUAUGCAGCAGCAAAGACAGUGGCAGCAGCAGCGGCAGCUGCAACGAGAGCUGCUGCAGCAGCAGCAGCAGGAAGACGAGCUGCUGCUGCAACACCAAGAACAGCAGCAGCUGCUAAGGAAUCAGGAACAGCAGCUGCUGCUGCAACGCCAGGAGCAGCAGCUGCUGUUGCAGCAGCAGGGACACCAACACAGGCUGCGGCAGCAGGAACACCAACUGCUGCUGCAACACCAGCAGCAGCAGCAAGGAGGGCAUCAAGUGCUGCAACAGCAGGAAGAGCAGCAACUGCUGCUGCAGCAGGAACAGCAACAUCUGCAGCAGCAGCGGGAACAGCAACAGCUACAGCAGCAGCGGGAACAGCAACGGCUGCUGCAACAGCAGCAGCAGCAGGAACAGCAACACAUGCUGCAACAACAGGAACAGCAACAUUUUCUGCAACAGCAGCAGCAGAAUGGGCAGCAGCUGCUGCAACAGCAGCAGCAAGAAGACCAACAGCUGCUGCGAGAUCAGGAAGAGCAACAUCUGCAGCAGCAGCAGCAGGAAGAGCAGCAGCUGCUGCAACAGCAGCAGCAACAGCACCGGGUGCUCCAACGGCAGGAACAGCAGUUGCUGCUGAUGCUGCGGCAGCAGCAACUGCAGCACCAGCAGCAAGCGCAGCGGCGGCAGCAAGCGCAGCAGCAGCGACAAUUGCGGCGGCAGCAGAGAUUGCAGCAGCAGCAGCAACAAUUAGGAGGAGAGCAACAGCAACAGCAGCAGCAGCGGGAGCAGGAACUGCAGCAGCAACUCCAAAUACUGGCAGCAGCAGCAGCAGAAGCAGAAGAAGCAGCAGAGGCAGCAGAAGCAGCAGAAGCAGCAGCAAAAGCGUUCUAUAGGCGUCGUUGA
This is a messenger RNA of Eimeria maxima, 2430 nucleotides long. RefSeq lists its product as hypothetical. The record is from RefSeq and is a predicted model, not a curated record. The transcript has a single exon. NCBI's taxonomy places the organism in Eukaryota, Apicomplexa, Conoidasida, Eucoccidiorida, Eimeriidae. The coding region runs from base 1 to 2430 and encodes 809 amino acids.